AUGAAUGGAGGAAAUCACUCAGCGGUGUCUGAAUUUGUGUUGCUGGGACUCACCAGUUCUUGGGAGCUUCAGAUUCUCCUUUUUGUAUUCUUCACAAUAUUUUAUGCGGCUAGUAUGCUGGGAAACCUUCUCACUGUGCUCACCAUCAUCUCAGACCAUCAUUUACACUCCCCAAUGUACUUCUUGCUGGCAAAUCUCUCCUUCAUCGAUAUGGGAGUGUCCAGCAUCGCCACUCCAAAGAUGAUUUAUGACCUGUUCAGAAAGCAUAAAGCCAUCUCCUUGAAAGGGUGCAUCACACAGAUGUUCUUCAUUCACACUGUGGGAGGGACAGAGAUGGUGCUGCUCAUUGUCAUGGCCUAUGACAGAUACGUGGCUAUCUGCAAGCCCCUCCACUACCUGACCAUCAUGAGCCUGAGAAUGUGCACUUCUCUUUUGGCUGUGGCUUGGACCAUUGGACUCGUCCACUCUGUAGUCCAACUGGCUUUUGUUGUAAACUUGCCCUUUUGUGGGAGCAAUAAAAUGGGUAGCUUUUACUGUGAUUUUCCUCGGUUUAUCAAACUUGCGUGUACAGAUACAUACAGACUGGAGUUUCUGGUCGCUGCCAACAGUGGUUUCAUCUCCAUGGGCACCUUCUUCAUCUUGAUUGUGUCUUAUAUCUCCAUCCUGGUCACGGUUCAUAAACACUCCUCAGGAGGUUCCUGCAAGGCCCUCUCCACUCUCUCAGCUCACAUUACCGUGGUGGUUUUUUUCUUUGGUCCUUGCAUCAUAGUCUAUGUGUGGCCAUUCCCUACCUUACCCAUAGAUAAAUUUUUAGCUAUCUUUGAUGUUCUUAUCACUCCUUUUAUGAAUCCUGUCAUCUAUACAUUUAGAAAUAAGGAGAUGAAAGUGGCAAUGAGGAGAUUCUUUGUUAAGGCUUUAACAAGUUUUAGGAAGAGUUCUUUUAUGCAGUCUAAGAAAUUCUUCACCAUGAAUCUCUUUUCUGACCUUGUACUGUACCAGAAUGCUGUCACAGCCCAGGCUGUGUAA
Molecule: messenger RNA, 1026 nt
Organism: Marmota monax (woodchuck)
Lineage: Eukaryota; Metazoa; Chordata; Mammalia; Rodentia; Sciuridae
Product: olfactory receptor 4F3/4F16/4F29-like
Exons: 2
Coding region: 1-1026 (341 amino acids)
Biological process (GO): G protein-coupled receptor signaling pathway
Cellular component (GO): membrane
Molecular function (GO): G protein-coupled receptor activity; olfactory receptor activity
Source: RefSeq, a predicted model, not a curated record